GAUACACCUGCGCCACCUAUCGGAGGUUACGGCGAUUCCCGUGCGUGUGAUCACUAUACUCGUCUUGCCUUAUAACAUGACGUGUAUGAAAAUGAUGUAAAUAAUCAUUUUUAAAAUGGAAGAAUUUACAAAUUUUCAGGUUAUGGUGGGCCAUCUGGCCACGGUUUUUACCAUAAUAAUGUUCCUGACUGGCGUGCAGAUCUGUUUAAAAAUCUGGAGACAAGGUUCCAGUACAGAUAUAUCUUUCUUCCCUUUCAUUGCCGGUCUGGUCAGCGCAUCCCUUUGGUUGCAGUACGGUUUGUUCGUUCACGAUGCUGUGGUAAUCAUGGUCAAUAGCAUUGGUGUCAUACUUCAACUCUGUUACGUAUUUUGCUAUUAUAUUUUUACACCAGUUAGGGUAACAUUAAAUAGACAAAUAUUUUCUAUAUGCAUUGCUCUGGUUGCCUAUUAUGGUUACUUGAAUGCCGUCAUCGAGGAUAAAGAAACGGCAACUCUAGUCUCCGGACUGACUGCUUGUUGUGCGGGUUUAAUAUUCUGCGCUUCGCCUCUGGCAUCUUUGGCGGAAGUACGAAGAACUAAGACUGUUGAAAGUUUGCCAUUUUUACUAAUCCUUUUCUCCUUCUUUGUAACCUCACUGUGGUUCAUUUAUGGAUUAUUACUACAUGAUAGCUUCAUCCAAAUUCCAAAUCUUCUUGGAUGCAUCAUAUCUGGUUUUCAGUUAUUGCUGUUUGUUAUUUAUCCUUCACGAAAGCACGAAAUGUCGACCAUGUAAAAUACACCUAGUUCUUUGAGGAACAGUUAAAUGUAAGAACUGUGAUAACUUGUCUUCCACUAGACAAACAAAAUAAAGAAAGCAACACUAAUAUUUUAUUAUCACUAUUUUUAAUGGACCAAGAUAGGUGCCUCGAAAUGAUAUAUUUCUAAUCGUUGUUCUCCCUUGCAUGUACUUUUGAUAAAAGAACACCUGUUUGAUAUUGUGAUCUUUUCUUUAUAUGUAAUAUAUCAAAAAAUGGAAUUAAAGUGUUUUUGCCACAAUUCAAA
This is a messenger RNA of Centruroides sculpturatus (bark scorpion), 1041 nucleotides long. RefSeq names its product sugar transporter SWEET1-like. NCBI's taxonomy places the organism in Eukaryota, Metazoa, Arthropoda, Arachnida, Scorpiones, Buthidae. Bases 116 to 772 code for a protein of 218 amino acids. Gene Ontology annotation, biological process: carbohydrate transport. Gene Ontology annotation, cellular component: membrane. The record is from RefSeq and is a predicted model, not a curated record. Gene Ontology annotation, molecular function: sugar transmembrane transporter activity. The transcript is spliced from 6 exons.